Messenger RNA from Amoebophrya sp. A25, 204 nucleotides. Lineage: Eukaryota; Dinophyceae; Syndiniales; Amoebophryaceae. The record is from the annotation of a GenBank genome assembly.
CUUGUCGAGGACGGAAGAGGAGAAUAUAGUACAUCUUCGUCUCUCGGCUCGGGAGCCGCGGCUUCUCUACCUCAGAAUGGAGAUGAGGAAUCUGCAGGAUCGAUCUCUGUCGAGGACAGUAUCCACUAUGCUAGUGUGCACGAAAAGGAGACGAGUGAAAGCAAGAACAGUGCUGGAGUUGGAAUAGCCCAACACGAUGACGAU